UAUAUGAUUCGUGGCUUAACGUGCCAGUAUAUAUAAAUUAGAUUGGAAGUAUUUAUAUUACAGUACCUUAGUGACCAGUAGGUACCACACAAUAAUGAAUACAUUGUUAGUACUUUUUGCAAUACUAGGCUGUUCAUUAGGACAGCAAUAUAGGCCCGUACCUAGUACUCCAGGACAAAUUAUCCGUAUCCUUAGUCAAACUCAGGAUGGACCAAACCCAGAUGGAUCCUACUCGUGGAGUUAUGAAACAGAGAACGGAAUCGCUGCGCGGGAGCAAGGGCAUCUAAAGGCUCCCGAAACAAUGGAAGCACAAGGUGACUUCAAGUACACAGCUCCUGAUGGUACGCCCAUUGCACUACAAUACGUAGCCAACGAAAAUGGAUUCCAGCCAUCAGGAGCUCAUCUGCCCACAGCACCACCAAUUCCUGACGCUAUAUUACGAUCCUUAGAGUACAACGCUGCUCAUCCAGAGGAGGAACAAGAAAGACCUUUUCGCCGACCAUGAUCCGUUCAUUUUUAGCAAACCUAACCUGUAAUUUAUGAUUGUGAUUUUAUAUAUACGCUGAUGUAAUAUAAUAAAUAUUUUUGUAUUAUAAA
Anoplophora glabripennis (Asian longhorned beetle) is the source of this 597-nucleotide messenger RNA. Its product is annotated as endocuticle structural glycoprotein SgAbd-2-like. Gene Ontology annotation, cellular component: chitin-based extracellular matrix. The coding region runs from base 95 to 505 and encodes 136 amino acids. The transcript is spliced from 3 exons. Gene Ontology annotation, molecular function: structural constituent of chitin-based larval cuticle. The record is from RefSeq and is a predicted model, not a curated record. NCBI's taxonomy places the organism in Eukaryota, Metazoa, Arthropoda, Insecta, Coleoptera, Cerambycidae.